Messenger RNA from Knipowitschia caucasica, 948 nucleotides. Lineage: Eukaryota; Metazoa; Chordata; Actinopteri; Gobiiformes; Gobiidae. The record is from the annotation of a GenBank genome assembly.
AUGGAUCCUAAUCUACUGCACUGGAAAAGCCACGGCCUGUCAUUUCUCGAGCGUCUGAAGAUCUGGUUUGACCUUUUGGAUCCAACUAUACUGAUUUCCUCUGAUGCAGAAAUCCAAAAGGCCUACACUCUUCAUGGAAGUGGAGAAAAGACAAGUGAAAAAGAUGUGAGCACAGCUGCCACUCUUUCUCUUUCCUCGGUGCAUCCAGACACUGGGAAAGUUCUCCCUCUGAUCUACCGUCCUCCAGCCUUGUUUCCAAUAUCCACCCCGAUAGUUUACGCAGCAUUUCUUCCCCACAGCACGGUUAAAUCUGCUCUUCUUUGCCAGUUUUUGCUGCAGAGCUACUACACCGGCUUCAACUAUGCCAACAGAAACGCCUCAGUGGACACGGAAAAGAAGACGUCUCUAAAGCAGAUUUUCUUGAACCUGGGGACAGUGUCUUAUGCCACAUUCUCCGGGGCUCUUCCUCAAGUCAUUAUCAAUCGUCUUCAAGUGCAAGCGGUUUCGGCGCAGCACUUUUGUCGGACUGUUUUACCGGUGCCUCUCGCAGCAAUGUUGGCUUUUUUCAAUGUGUACAUCGUCCGAAGUGAAGAGUCUGAAAAUGGGAUCCAAGUGUUUGACUCUAACGGGAGCGAUGUGGGAGUGUCCAAAGCAGCCGGAGAAAAGGCCGUAAGAGAAACCGCUUUGUCCAGAGCUGCACUCAUGGGCACGUCUGUCGCUGCUCCCAAUCUUAUAGCUUCACUUCUGCAGAGGAGCCGGUUCUUCGGGAGGCGUCCGCUGCUGCUGUCUCCGCUGCGGCCGCUCAGUCUGGUGCUGGUGCUGGGACUCAUGAUCCCGGUGUCCUUCAGUCUCUUUCCACAACUGGGAACGAUAAACAAGGAGAAGCUGGAGGACGAGUUACAGGCCGCGGCCAAGGACGGACACUUGUUUUACCACCGAGGACUGUAG